Phoenix dactylifera (date palm) is the source of this 2687-nucleotide messenger RNA. Its product is annotated as zinc finger CCCH domain-containing protein 33-like. Gene Ontology annotation, molecular function: protein binding; metal ion binding. The record is from RefSeq and is a predicted model, not a curated record. NCBI's taxonomy places the organism in Eukaryota, Viridiplantae, Streptophyta, Magnoliopsida, Arecales, Arecaceae.
UCGGAGCGUUGCCUUUUUGACCAGCACCAAAGGAAGGGAAAGAGAGACCCGACCUUCUUCCCCAUUUCCCUUAUCUCUUUCCGCCCCCCUUUAUUUUAUUCUCUCCCCCCGACUACAAAAGCCGCACCCGGCGACCAAACACCCCGCGGCCUCCUUCCCCUCUUCCCUCUCUUCGCUUCCCCUCCAAACUCUCUCUCUCUGUGGAGUCCUAAAAGAAGAUAUGUGCAGCGGCCCCCGGAAGCCCUCUCCGCCUCCGUCUCCCUCCACGGGCCCCGCCGACAUGAACGCCGGCGGCGACCCGAAGAAGCACGACGAGGCCGCCGUCCUCCUCGAGCUCUCCGCCUCCGACGACCUUCACGCCUUCAAGCGCGCCGUGGAGGAAGACGGCCUUCCCCUCGACUCCACCGCUCCCUGGUACUGCCGCUCCCCCGGCCGACGGACGAUGGGCUUCGAACAGCGGACCCCACUCAUGAUCGCCGCCCUCUACGGCAGCCCCACCGUGCUCGCCUACAUCCUCGCCGCCCGCCCCGCCGAGGCCUCUCGCCGCUCCCCCUCAGACGGCGCCACCCCCCUCCACUGCGCCGCUUCCGGCGGCUCCUCCUCCUCUCUCGAAACCGUCAAGAUGCUCAUCGACGCCUCCGCCGACGUCGACUCCCUCGAUGCCGCCGGAAACCGCCCCGGCGACGUCAUCGCCCGCCACUUCUCCAACUCCACCACUCGAUCCCUCGAAGUUGUCCUCAAAGCCUCCUGCCCGAGGGUUUCCUCCCCAGGAGGAGCAAAAGAAGUGGAGACGAAGUCCGGCGAGAAGAAAGAAUACCCACCCGACAUCACCCUCCCCGAUAUCAAGAACGGGAUCUACAGCACGGACGAGUUCCGUAUGUACACCUUCAAGGUCAAGCCUUGCUCCAGGGCCUACUCCCACGACUGGACGGAGUGCCCCUUCGUCCACCCGGGAGAGAACGCCCGGCGCCGCGACCCCCGGAAGUAUCUCUACAGCUGCGUCCCCUGCCCGGAGUUCCGGAAAGGUUCGUGCCGGAACGGCGAUGCUUGCGAGUACGCCCAUGGGGUGUUCGAGAGCUGGCUUCACCCGGCCCAGUACCGGACCCGCCUCUGCAAGGACGAAAUCGGCUGCAACCGCCGCGUCUGCUUCUUCGCCCACAAGCCGGAGGAGCUGAGGACCGUCAACCCCUCGGCCGCCUCCGUCACUGGGAUGGUGCUCCCCUCUCCGAGGUCAUCGUCGCCGGGGCUUUCGUCGUUGGACAUGGCUACGGCUUUGAUGUUGAUGCAGCAGCCGGGAUCGCCCAUGUCACCUUCCACUUCGUCAGGAUUGGGCGGGGCGACGGCCUGGACGAGCCAGCCGGGCAGCUUGAUGACGCCGCCCUCCCUGCAGCUGCCAAAUAGCAGGCUGAAGGCGUCGCUGAGCGCCAGAGAUUUGAGUUUCGACCUGGAUUUGCUCGGGCUCGAAGAGUACCAGCAGAAGCUGAUCGAUGAGAUCUCGUGCACCGCCUCGCCCAGGGCCAAUCGGACCCCGAACUCACGAGCCGCCGCCGCCGCCUCUCGCGCAUUGGAUUAUAACGAGCUAUUUGGUUCUCUUGAUCCAUCGCUGUUGUCUCAGUUGCAGGGGCUUUCUCUGAAACAGGCGGCAGCCGCCUCGGCCUCGGCUGGAGCUCAAUUCCAAUCGCCCACCGGAGUCCAGAUGCAUCAGUCUCCGUUACUUUCUGGCUAUGGAGGCAACUUGCCUUCUUCCCCAAACGUGAGUGCCUCUUCCUCCUAUGGGCUCGAUCAUUCGAUGGCGAAGGCCAUCAUGAACUCGAGGGCUUCCGCGUUUGGAAAGCGCAGCCAGAGCUUUAUCGACCGGGGCGCAACGGCGAGUCGCCAAUCGACCCUCUCUUCGAUGACGACUGCUGCAGCAGCAGCGGCUUCAUCGGUUCUUUCCGACUGGGGCUCGCCGGAUGGGAAGUUGGAUUGGGGAAUUCAAGGGGAGGAGCUGAACAAGCUCAGGAAGUCGGCAUCUUUUAACUUCCGAAACAAUCAGGCCGGAAGUGGCUUCGGAGGGGCGGCCCCGACGAGCGCGGUGCCGGUGGGCUUGGAUGAGCCCGACCUUUCUUGGAUGCAGUCUCUGGUUAAGGAUGGACCGGCAGCACCUAUUGGCCGGCGCGCCAUGGAACAGCAGCAGAAGGGGUACCAACUCAACGGUGGUGGAGGCGAAUUCCAUGGAUCGGGGCUCUUCUCUCCUUGGGAGGAGAAGAUUAUGGCGUAAACGCCAUCAACCAAUACUUUCCUGACAAAAAGUUCUUUUCUUCCUUGUGUUCUUUGAAUCAAUUAUAAUCCUAGCAGCGGCUGUCUCGUCCGGAAGACAACAAGCCCGAAGGGUAUCUGAGCUGAUUAGAGACCGUCCACAUCGUUCUUUCAUUUUCAUUUAUAUAUGUAGCUUAAAAAUAUGGAUGUAUAUAGGUAGAAGAUGGGUUUCCUGAAGAUUAUGAAGGAGCGGAUAAACAAAGAGUUGCAGAAGUUUUUCUUCUUCUUAUUGUUGUUGUUAUUAUUAUUAUUUUUACGGUCUUCUGCUAAAAGACCAUGGAAUCAUGUCAUCCCUGAGUCCUGUAUUUGUUGUGCCGAUCGCACUUUGUAUGGGCCGGGGUUUGUAUCGUAUAAGAUGUUUAAUGUUCACAGUUUCUUUUAUUUGAGCA